AUGUUAAAUAUUUAUAUAUAUUAUUAAUCCAAAAUCUUGAUUCAGAGAUGUAAGAUAAAAAAGAACAAAGCAAGUUUGAAAAUUUUCUAAUACGAUUUAAAGCUUUGGUUGAAUCCUAUUUAGCACCAACACCAGAACCAGAAGAAUAACCAAAGCAAUAAGUCACAAAACAAAAAAAACAAAAAAAACAUAAAGAUCCAUUGGCUCCCAAGAUGCCUAAAUCAGCAUUCAUCUUUUAUUUUUAAGACAAAAGAGAGAAAUUUCAAUAACAAUAUCCAAAUCUACAAUUUUAAGAAAUCACAAAAUUAAUUGCUAGUGAAUGGAAAGAUUUACCAAAAGAAAUUUAGUAGUCAUAUCACGAUCAAGCCUUAAAAGACAGAAGUCGUUACUCAUAAGAAAAUGAACUCUAUUGCACAUAAACAGGCAAACAAAUCAACGGCAAGAGUCAAGCCAAAACCAAUAAAUCAAUUGCAAAAAAAGAAAAAGUCUAAUAGAAAGUGGAUUAAGAUGAAGAUAUUGAUUCUUUUGGUGCAGAGAUCGGCUAGGAAUGAUAUCUAUAAAAAAAUACAUCUGAAAUAAUUAAUGUUCAAAAUAUUCAUAGGAAUUUAUUUAUUUUUUAUCAUCUCCACUUUAUUACCUAAAAUAUUAAAUGACUACAUAUUACAAUUACAUCUUCUAUUAUAUAAUCCAACCUAAUAAUUGAAUCUUUAAAAAAUUAUUUUAACAAAACUUUCUUAUAGGAACCAAAAUGCGAAAAAAUAGAAUAAACAUAAAAUUUAAGAGUAAAAGAUAUUCGUAUUUAACCAAAUUGAUUUAAAAAUCUCUUGUCUCAUUCCCAAUUAAUAAUACACUCUAAAUUGA
Messenger RNA from Paramecium tetraurelia, 861 nucleotides. RefSeq lists its product as uncharacterized. The transcript has 4 exons. The record is from RefSeq and is a predicted model, not a curated record. NCBI's taxonomy places the organism in Eukaryota, Ciliophora, Oligohymenophorea, Peniculida, Parameciidae.